CUCCAUCAGUCUAUCCAACUUGGAUUUUUUGAUUGGGCGCGCCAAAACUCACCAAACUCAAAAGUCCAAACGUUAUUUAUUGCUAGUAAAUGAACAUGACGAUUCAUAUUCAAAAUCGACGUUGAAUUUUCAACGACUACUCGAUUUCCUUUUUUACGAUUAAUUUCUGUUUUCGGUUUUCCACACGCAUUCAUUUACAAAAACUCACACUUGAAGCAGGGUUUUGUAAGGAUCAUCAUCGGUGUCGAGUUUUUGAAGAGUAUUCUUUUGUUUUUGUGCGAAUUCAGAAUGAGUGUGGUUGGGUUUGACAUCGGGAAUGAAAACUGUGCCAUUGCAGUUGCAAAGCGUGGUGGGAUUGAUGUGUUGUUGAAUGAUGAAUCUAAACGUGAGACGCCUGCUGUAGUCUCAUUUGGUGAGAAGCAAAGGUUUUUGGGUUCUGCAGGAGCUGCAUUUGCUACUAAGUUUCCAAAAUCAACCAUUUCUCAGAUCAAGAGAUUGAUUGGAAAGCUAUAUAAUGAACCUAGUGUGAAAGAAGAUCUUAAGUUGCUACCUUUCGAGACCACUGAGGGCCCAUAUGGUGGUGUUUUGAUCCAUUUAGAGUAUUUGGGUAAGACAUGGACUUUUAAGCCAGUGGAAAUUUUGGGGAUGUUGUUUUCACAUUUGAAACAAUUAACAGAGAAGAAUCUUGAGUCCCCUGUUGAAGACUGUGUGAUUGGGAUUCCAUCAUUUUUUACAGACUUGCAAAGGCGUGAAUAUCUUAAUGCUGCUUUUAUUGCCGGUUUAAGACCAUUGAAGUUAAUGCAUGAUUGCACUGCAAUUGCAUUAGGGUAUGGAAUGUACAAGACUGAUUUUUCUGAUGAAAAAACAACUAAUGUUAUAUUCGUAGACAUUGGGCAUUCCGACACUCAGGUAACGGUUGUUGCUUUUGAAGAAGGGAAAAUGACAAUAUUGUCCCAUUCGUUUAAUCCGAACUUGGGAGGUAGAGAUUUUGAUGAAGUGUUAUUUAGACAUUUUGCAACACAAUUCAAAGAAGAACACGAUAUAGAUGUUUACUCGAAUGCUCGUGCUUCUAUAAGGCUUAGGGCGUCAUGUGAAAAGUUAAAGAAAAUUCUAAGUGCCAAUGCGGAAGCACCACUUAGUAUUGAUUUUCUAGUUGAUGAUAAAGAUGUGAAUGGAUUGAUUAAGAGGGAAGAGUUUGAGAACUUGUCAGUGGAGUUGCUAGAAAGAGUUAUGGAUGCUUGUGGUAAGGCCUUAAAGGACUCUGGUCUAGGUGUAGAUAAGAUAGAUACCAUUGAGCUUGUUGGUUCUGGGUCCCGCAUACCUUCUAUUACAAGAAAGAUAGCUUCGAUUUUUGAUAAAGAACCAAUGAGAACACUAAAUGGAAGUGAAUGUGUUGCUAGAGGAUGCGCUCUUGCUUGUGCAUUGCUUAGCCCAACUUGCCAAGUCAAAGAUUAUAAGGUUCAGGAUUCAUUUCCUUACUCAACAGGAGUUUUUUUUGAUGAUGGUAAAAGAUGCCCUGAAUUUACGUUAUUCCCAAAAGGCAGUUCAUUUCCAAGAAAUAAAACUGUCGCAUACCAUGGAAAUACUACAUCUUAUUGUCAAGUUUUUUAUACCAACACGACGGAUUUCCCUGCUGGAUUAUCACAUGAAGCUGGUUAUUUCAUGAUUGGGCCAUCUCAAGCUUCUGGUGCAGAAAAAGUGUUGGUCAAAGUUAAAGUGCAUCUUAACAUCCAUGGAAUUGUUGAAAUAGAAUCUGCAUCAUUUCAGUUUAUAGAACAUAAGCACCCUUCAAGUAAAAAGUCUACUUGGUACUCAUGGCCAUUGGGGAUAAAGGCCAACGUCUUUUUCAGAAUAAUGCUGCUUAUCGUAGAUUUUCUAGUUCUCGAUUGUCUACUGAACGUUAUGAGUUGCUAAGUCAUAUUUGGUUCCAAACUUCCACUGCCAAUGUAUUAGGACCCCGUGGAGUCGGAUCGAAAGCAGAAUCCUAGUGAGAUGCAAGUCGAUAAUUGAUAUAGAUCUGUUUAGAUUGGUGGGAUCAAACACAUCAUAGUAUUUGAGUUUCCUACAAAAUAUUUGGCUUGUGUUUUGAAAAACUUUAUUAUCGAUAUAUGUUUGCUGUUUGCUGUGAGUACUUUAUUUUUUUGAGCUGUGUACUUUAACAAGCUGUCAUAUAUACUUAUGAAAACGCUGUGUCUUGGAAG
Lactuca saligna is the source of this 2201-nucleotide messenger RNA. The record is from the annotation of a GenBank genome assembly. NCBI's taxonomy places the organism in Eukaryota, Viridiplantae, Streptophyta, Magnoliopsida, Asterales, Asteraceae.